This is a messenger RNA of Symbiodinium pilosum, 477 nucleotides long. The record is from the annotation of a GenBank genome assembly. NCBI's taxonomy places the organism in Eukaryota, Dinophyceae, Suessiales, Symbiodiniaceae.
AUGCCUUUCAAUCGUGCUUUGGACCACAUUGCGGAUUGCUUUCAGGUGACAAAAGAGAAGAUGUUUGGGGCUGUCAUGCUGUUGGACAACAACUGCACAGCGUUUGAGCGCAUCUGGUGUAUUUUUGAAGGCUGGCGUUGUAGCGAGCUUGGCGUCCCCUUGCUUGUGUUCUCCCCUCAAGGCCGGCUGAGUCGGAUCUCUGAUUCGGAGCAGUCACGUGAGAUGGCCAAGAAGGUCUCUAACAUUGACGCUGAACGCGCCGUGUGCUCUGAAAUGAGAGACAAGCUCAUGAUCGACUCUGCCAUUGAGACGAUACCUGGGAGGUUCACGACGGUAGUAGCAAAGUUCCGGCUCCAGGUGCUGGACGUCGCCCCCUUCGACGAGCCGCAGGCCGUAGUGCGCGCUCCUGCUCCAGCCGCAGGAGGCUACUACAGCGGGCCUGCGCAUGGUGCCCUGAGAGGCUCAGGGCAUCCCUAG